This is a messenger RNA of Saccharomyces eubayanus, 711 nucleotides long. It is a transcript of the gene MRT4, whose product is annotated as ribosome assembly factor MRT4. Gene Ontology annotation, cellular component: preribosome, large subunit precursor; nucleolus. NCBI's taxonomy places the organism in Eukaryota, Fungi, Ascomycota, Saccharomycetes, Saccharomycetales, Saccharomycetaceae. Bases 1 to 711 code for a protein of 236 amino acids. The record is from RefSeq and is a predicted model, not a curated record. The transcript has a single exon. Gene Ontology annotation, biological process: nuclear-transcribed mRNA catabolic process; ribosomal large subunit biogenesis; ribosomal large subunit assembly. Gene Ontology annotation, molecular function: RNA binding.
AUGCCAAGAUCAAAACGUUCCAAGCUAGUUACUUUAGCACAAACCGAUAAGAAAGGUAGAGAAAACAAAGAAAGAAUUUUUGAUGAGGUGAGGGAAGCAUUAGACACUUACAGAUACGCUUGGGUCUUGCAUCUGGACGACGUAAGAACUCCAGUUUUGCAAGAAAUUAGAACAUCUUGGGCAGGUUCUAAGUUGAUCAUGGGUAAGAGAAAGGUUUUGCAAAAGGCAUUGGGUGAAAAGAGAGAAGAAGAAUACAAAGAGAACUUAUAUCAAUUGACUAAACUUUGUGGUGGUGUUACUGGUUUAUUGUUCACUAACGAAGACGUAAAUACUGUCAAGGAAUAUUUUGAAUCAUACGCUCGUUCAGACUAUUCAAGACCGAACUCCAAGGCUCCAUUAACAUUCACCAUUCCUGAAGGCAUCAUUUACUCACGUGGUGGUCAAAUCCCAGUUGAAGAAGAUGUCCCAAUGAUCCAUUCUUUGGAGCCAACUAUGAGAAACAAAUUCGAAAUUCCAACUAAAAUCAAAGCCGGUAAGAUUACCAUUGACAGCCCAUAUCUGGUUUGUACAAAAGACGAAAAAUUGGAUGUUCGUCAAGCUUUAAUAUUGAAGCAAUUCGGUAUCGCUGCUUCUGAAUUCAAAGUCAAAGUUUCUGCUUACUAUGACAAUGAUUCUUCUACUGUUGAAAACACUAACAUCAACAUGGAAUAA